AUGCUCUCCGCUCGUGUCGCCCGUGCUGGCUUCCGCGCCACGCAGUUCUCCGUGCCUCGCACCGCCGCCCUGAACGGCCUGCGCGCCUAUGCCACCCCGGCCCAGGACGUCAAGCCUCCCGUCUCCCUGUUCGGCGUUGAUGGCACCUAUGCCACCGCUCUGUACACCGCGGCCGCCAAGUCCUCCGCCCUCGACCAGACCUCCAAGGCCCUCGCCAACCUCGGCCAGGUCCUCAAGGCCGACCGCAAGCUGACCGGCCUCAUCUCCGCCCCGACCCUCACUGCCGGCGACAAGCAGCAGAUUGUCCAGGAGCUGGCCAAGCUCAGCGGCGACAAGGGCGAGAUCGUCCAGAACUUCCUCACCACCCUGGGCGAGAACAACCGUCUCGGUCUUCUGGAGGGUGUCUGUGAGAAGUUCGAGACCCUCAUGGGCGCUCACCGCGGCGAGAUCGAGCUGAACAUCACCAGUGCUCAGGUAGCCCUCAUCCAAAACCGCUGUCGACUCUGUAGUAGUGCAUUGGUGCUGACAAUACUAGGAACUCGACAAGAAGACCAUCUCCCGUCUCGAGAAGGCCGUCGCUCAGUCCGAGUACAGCCAGGGCAAGAAGCUCAAGGUCGUCACCAAGGUUGA
Molecule: messenger RNA, 630 nt
Organism: Aspergillus terreus NIH2624
Lineage: Eukaryota; Fungi; Ascomycota; Eurotiomycetes; Eurotiales; Aspergillaceae
Product: F1F0 ATP synthase subunit 5
Exons: 3
Coding region: 1-630 (209 amino acids)
Biological process (GO): proton motive force-driven mitochondrial ATP synthesis
Molecular function (GO): proton-transporting ATP synthase activity, rotational mechanism
Source: RefSeq, a predicted model, not a curated record